Oreochromis niloticus (Nile tilapia) is the source of this 3215-nucleotide messenger RNA. RefSeq names its product early growth response protein 1-B. Bases 703 to 2190 code for a protein of 495 amino acids. Gene Ontology annotation, biological process: regulation of transcription by RNA polymerase II. Gene Ontology annotation, molecular function: DNA-binding transcription factor activity, RNA polymerase II-specific; RNA polymerase II cis-regulatory region sequence-specific DNA binding. Lineage: Eukaryota; Metazoa; Chordata; Actinopteri; Cichliformes; Cichlidae. The transcript is spliced from 2 exons. The record is from RefSeq and is a predicted model, not a curated record.
GGCUACUAAACAAGAGGAAUAAUACUGGUUUGACACACACAGCCAAAACAAAUGGGCGGAUGGACUGUGGAGCCCUUUUGACAUUGUUUCUUUUCAGUGUGAAAUUUUCCGCGGUGGAUGAGGAUGCAACCAGGGGAAGAGGACUUUAUUGGUCAAGAUUAGCUUCACUUUUGUGACAUUUUAAUUAAAAAGACGAUUCGUUUAUGUGGAAAGAAAAAGGCAUCAUUAUUAAGGAACACUGGCCGCCACUUGUUGCAACGUCAGACUCCCAUCUCUCCGGCAUGGGAGGAGGGAGGAUUUGAGGGGAGGUGGGGACACCGUCACAUCCUCUGUCCAUAUAUGGGCAUGAAGUUUACACGCAGCGGGGAAUCCUCUCACUGGAGCUGAUGAAUGGGGAGGAGGGCCGAGGGAGCUGCCAAAGUGUAUAUAAGGAGAGAGAGGGGAAGUCGCUGAUGUGAAAUCCACAGCAGGCAAAUACCUACCGAGGAGCAGAGACGAAAAGGAAUACCGUUAAUUGCUUUUUUUUUCCUGUUUUUGACCACAGACCACUUUGGAUCAUUUGUUGAAAACCAUCAAAAAGGAGGGUUGAAAGAAAACAAGCUUCUGUAUUAUUUGUUUACCCCCUCCCUUUUUUUUUUUCUUUUUUUUUUUUACCUUUUUUAUUUCCUUCAUUGGGAGAGACGGACUUUUAAGUGCAUCAGUAUGUUGAACAAUAUGGAUUUGAAUGCGAAAGAUUCUUUCUACCCUCAGUUUGAGAAUUGCAACAGUUCUUCCUUGGGGAUGGAAAACAGCGUGCGGAAAGAUAACCAGGAGGUGUAUGUCGAUGCAGAGCGGGGGGUACCUGCCCAGUUUGGCCACGAAGGAACACCUGCAACUCUCAAAACCGAAGCUUCCAACUCAGAAUUCGCUUUUAACCCCUGCGAGUGCCCAAAAGACACAUACACCCCCUCCUCGCUCGCCUACUCCGGCAGUUUCUAUGUGGAGGCAUCUCAGGGAGCGCCGUGCAGCACCGAAACACUCCUCAACAUGAUCACAGAGAUCGUGGGCAUAUCCACGCUGCCGCUUUCAGAAGUGCAACAGAGCGGCAACAGUCGGGGAGCUUAUCCGUCGCCUGCGCCGCUGGACAGCAGCAGUGGUAAUUUUGGAGACCCUGGCUCCAAGAGGCAGUCCUACACGUGCUCCGGACCCACUCCUCCUGUGUACUCUCCGGAUCAGACGUGCUCGAGGUAUCCCGACGAUCAGGCCGGCGGCCAGGUCCAAGACCCGUCCUCUUCCCAGCUCAACUUCAGCUCGUCCCGAGCUCCAAACCAGAAGAAGGCUGAACCAAAGUCAGAGGCUGCUUCUUUCCCCGUCGUGGUGAAGAAUGAGUUUGAGAGCAGCUGCUACGAGUGGGGGACCCUUAAUAAGUCUGAUUGUUUGGAGACCAGUUUCCAGACUGAAACCUUCCCGAUGUCGAGCGAUUUCCCCCCUGACCAGCAAAUGGAUGUAAAGGAACUUUUAGACACGUUCCCCCCAAUUUGCCCCAACCCGGAGAUGGAGUUUAAAGUGGAGGAGGGCAUCAAACAGGAGCCGUGUUUCUCUGACACCUGCUCUCAGAGCUACUCCAGCCCCAUGUACAAUAAUUACCUCCCACCCCCGCCGAUGGGCCUCUCCUCUAACCUGAAACCCUUCCCCGAACCUCCACAGCCAUCUAAUCAGUGCGAUUCCUUAUACACAACACCAGCUUUACCGAGCACCAUAGACUCCAUCCUGUACUCUUCCUUGCUGCCAGAUUCAUUUGCCCAAAGUUACACUACCCGCGCUGCGAAGCCCCCCAGGGCCAGAAAGAGCCCUGCCGCCUCUCAUGGCCCCGCCAAAGAGAAGCCCUUCACCUGCCCCAUGGAGAGCUGCGACCGGCGCUUCUCUCGCUCUGACGAGCUCAACCGGCACAUCCGCAUCCACACAGGCCACAAACCUUUCCAGUGCCGCAUUUGUUUGCGCAGUUUCAGCCGUAGCGAUCACCUCACCACCCACACCAGGACUCACACCGGGGAGAAGCCGUUCUCAUGCGACGUGUGCGGCAAACGCUUUGCCCGCAGCGACGAGAGAAAACGGCACGGACGCGUACAUCUGAAACAGAAGGAGAAAAUGGAAAUUAAGCCACAGGUGACCACCGGCGCGUGGCCGUUCACUCUUCCCGAGGGGAUCUGAAGACCAGGCCGCGUGUGCACACAUAACAUGUUAGGAUCUUUCCGUCUUGGAAGAUAAACCAGCUGACUACAAGUUGAUGUCUGAGUUGGUCUGACUGGCGAGCCAAUACCUAACGUAAGAGGUUUUUGCGAAUAUUAAGAGUUUUUGAGGAGCAGAGAAGGGGAAGAGGACUGCUUCGGCCUUAUUGCAGGCUGCCGAUGCUGCUGACUAUUAUGCAAAAAACAACAACAAAAAAACAACAAAAAAAAGUGCAUAAGUUGUAAGAGUCGGUAAACAGAUCAACAAUUAACUUGUUGCUGUUACUGUCAGUAAAGCCAAACCUCUCCGCCCUGAAUUGCAUGACUGCUGUUCAGCACCUCCGUCACCUGGACAGCUCCAACCUCCAUUCGCCUCUCACACUGAAUGGAUUGCACUUACAGAUUAUUAAUAUCUCCAUUUAAGAUUCUUAUUUUCUGCUUUUAGCAUUCUUAGAGCAAUUGUUUGGACUAUGUUUCUUAAAAAUGCAUGUUUAUGUCAGUGUUUUUUUUUUUUCUUUUCCUUUGGCUGGAAUAUCAACCACUGUCAAGGUACUCGUUCACUCCACAGUGAGGGGUUAUUGACAUGAAUGUAGACUAACAUAUUUAUGGUUCUCACCAUAAAGCUGCCCAUCUUUGAUCAGAUUUAGUGUUUGUUUAUCUUCUUAUCAUUAUGCUGUCAGUGUUUUUUGUCACUGGUCUUUGUGUUGUGUUACAAUUGUUUGGAUUAUUACAGUUGUGAAAGAUAUAUCAUAAAUGGGAAAUAAAUAUAUUUGUAUUACUGUACUUUCUUUGUAUUUUUAUAGCCAACUGUAUAUUUUACAAGUAUAUUUGAACGUCCUUUUUAAGGUGAAUUGUAUUCUAAAUCAUAACUAAUGUCUUGGUUUUUGAGGGCUAUUGUUUAGUAAUACAAUAUUUUAAAUGUUACAAUUUGAUAUCGGAAACCUUUUCGCACUUCAUCCCAUUGUUGGUACGAUGAGAGUUAUUUCAUUGAACUGUUGAUCUAGAUUU